Messenger RNA from Chara braunii, 1297 nucleotides. The record is from the annotation of a GenBank genome assembly. Lineage: Eukaryota; Viridiplantae; Streptophyta; Charophyceae; Charales; Characeae.
CGAGUACACCAAGUGAGCAGAUGAUUUAGGCGACGUAUCGAUGUUCCCUUCGAUGAAGGAGAACGUUGACGCCAGGCGGGUGCGGUCGAGCAAAGGGAAGGAGGCGGCGAAGAGUCAGAGUGUCAGGAUGACGCUGCCCUCUGGAGAUGAGAUGCCAACCACGCCUAUCCGAGUUGCAACGACGAAGUCUGCAAGGGCUUCAUCGUCGAAGAAGGACGACACGGACUAUGUGAGGGCAGAAAAGGACGGACAGAGGAUUGAAGGAGAGGAAGUUAUACUUUCACCGUGCAAGCACGGAGCUCGAAAGUUCACCAUGAAGAGUUCCUUGGACGAUAUUGAUACAAUGGAGCCUCUUAGACGCACGCUUCGGCAACCUAUGCAGUGCUCGAUACUCGAGUACUUGACUGCUUCGAGACCCGCGCGAGAUGAGCUUCAGAUGAUCACGCGUAAGAUGCAUAUUCCUCUAGGCGACGAAGUCCAGAUGACUUCCAAGCCAGAGGUACCCACAGUCGCAGUAUUGGGAGUAAGCACAAAGACCGAACGCGCGACUAUAGUCUAUUUGGACGGAAUGGAGGGAGUACCACCGGAUAAGUUUUACAUUAUAGGGAGUGGGACAGUUGAGAUCAUUCUUAAUGAUGAGAUAUUUCUCCAAGGAGUGAUUGACAAUGACAGUAAAGCUGUCAUCAUAGACGGGGAACUCACAGAACGAUUAGGAUUGAACCUGGACAGGUCCUACCUGUUUGAGAUAGAAACAGCCGAUGGAAGAAAGCAGAAGAUCUCCGGGGUCUGCCACAAAGCGGCCAUCGAGGUCGAAGGAUUGCACGUAUUGAUGCCUAUCUUCGCGGUCAGUGACUGCAGUUCAGAGCUACUACUAGGACGCACGUGGCUGAGCCACGUUCAUGCGGUAACGAUAGAGCGACCGGACGGAAGCCAGAUGCUUUCAAUUAAGCGUCUAGAUGGUGGCCGGAUUAUGAUAGAGACAGUCGAGCCUCGUGAUCCGAGGAACAGAGCGGUCUUCGCGGCUGCUGACACACGCAAGCCAACCACCCUCGCGAGUCGCUCGCUGCGAUUUCACGAGAAGAAGUAUGGGACAUCUCUCACGGAGGAAGAAGGACGCAUAGUGGAAGUCGAAGACUUAGGCAAUCGCGUCCUCGUGGGUGAAAACUCAUAUCCGAAGGUGGAAGAUGAGGAGUUUGGGGAUAUAAUCUCUGUGUCUUUUUAAAGGGUGCAGCACCCUACGGGGGGCGACCAAAGAGGCACAAGAUAGUAGCUCAAAAAGUAAAGUCGGCGGCGGUAG